Messenger RNA from Pygocentrus nattereri (red-bellied piranha), 2906 nucleotides. RefSeq names its product olfactomedin-like 3b (gene olfml3b). Bases 126 to 1301 code for a protein of 391 amino acids. Gene Ontology annotation, biological process: signal transduction. Lineage: Eukaryota; Metazoa; Chordata; Actinopteri; Characiformes; Serrasalmidae. The transcript has 3 exons. The record is from RefSeq and is a predicted model, not a curated record.
CCAGAUGUGUCUGGCUCCUCCUCUCUGUCUAAGUAAAACAUUCCAGUGGAGCUGGAGACUCUGCACGAGGGCUUUUGCUUUUGCCUCGCACACAAAGACGACCAGGAGUUCUCCGUCUCUCGGCCAUGAUGAGAACCCUUCAGCUUGUUGUCGUGCUGCUUUGUGGCCUGGCCGCAGCCCAGCAGCAAGCCCUGAUGGACUACUUAGAGAGGAGGUUGCUAGCCAUCGAGGACCGCAUCUCCUUGUGGCAUGAGCAGACAAGCCGCUAUGCAUCGGAGCUGCGCGAGUUCAAGCAGCAGAUGGUGACUCAGCUUGAGGGCCUGGAUAAGAACAAGGAGGCACUGCGGACCGAGCUGGACUCGGUGGGUGCACGAGUAGAUCGAGUGGAGCGGGAGAUGGACUACCUAGAGACACAGAGUGGUGCGCAGCCAUGCGUGGAUGUGGACGAUAAGCUGGUGGAGCAGCAGGUGACUGUGGCCAAGGAGAGGAACAAGGCCAAGUACGCCAAGCUCACGGACUGCAGUGACAUGAUCUCCAGCGUCAAAGCUAUGAAGAUCCUCAAACGGAUGGGCGGCAGCAAGGGCAUGUGGACCAAAGACAUGGGGAGCUCCUCAGGGAAAGUUUACAUUUUCAACAGCACAGGGGAAGACACGUUGUACGAGUUCAGCUCUGUCCGGGACUUCACCUCUUCCCAAGGUACUUCAGCAGCGUCCACCAUCCAGCUGCCUUCAGCCUGGGGUGGUAUGGGUCAUGCCAUAUACAACAAUCACUUGUAUUAUGUAAAGGAUGGUGAGGAGAUAAGGCUGGUCAAGUUUGACCUGCAGAAAAGUAAGGUGGUGGACAGUGCAGUAUUUCCAGCUAAAGACCAACUGCCUGUCUAUACCCUGAACCCAGAGACCUAUGUUGACCUAGCUGCAGAUGAAGAAGGUCUGUGGGCCAUUUAUGCUACAAAAGAAAAUGAGAACCAUGUCUCUCUAGCCAAGGUGGACCCCAAAACGUUGGCCAUCGAGCAAAUGUGGGACACCCCGUGUCAAAGGGAGAAUGCAGAGGCUGCUUUUGUGGUCUGUGGCACUGUCUAUGUGGUGUACAACUCCAAGCUCCCAAGUCGCUCUCGAAUCCAGUGUGUUUUUGAUGUAAGUGACAUGGUGACCAAUGAUGAUGCUCCUACAGUGUAUUUUCCAAAGCGCUAUGGAACUCAUUCAAGUCUUAAAUACAGUCCCCUGGAGCAACUACUCUAUGCCUGGGAUGAUGGAUAUCAGAUUCUUUACAAGCUGCAAAUGAAGAAGAAAUUGGACGUGUAGGUGAUAUUGAACAGAAUAAUGCCCAGAUUUUUAUACUAUAGCUAUACUUAAGGUUUGACAUACUUGUUUAAGUUUCUUUCACAGUAGGCCUACCUUUGCUCGCUUUGAAUUGUAACUUCAGGACAGUAAAGGGUGUUUUCUCUACAGUAGUGUUGCUGUAAUAGUAAAAAUAAGUAUGGUUAGACAGUCAUUAAAAGUGCAGUGUUUCAGAUUUAGGGGAUCCAUUGCCUGAAACUGAAUUUAGUAUACAAAAUCUUGCUUUCAUUAGCAUAUAAUCACCUGUGAGUACGAACUGUGUUUUCAUUAGGUUAAUAUGAGCCCUUCACAGUUACAUAGGGAGAAGGUCUUCUUCCAACACAGGCUGCAUGGAGGAUCAUGCUUAUUAUUUAGCACAGGAAAAUGCAAGGGAAGUUGAAUCCUCUUUGCCAAGUAAGUGAAAACAUGAAGAAGCAAAAUGAAAUUGGGACAGACUGUGGCAGAAAAUAAUUAUUAGCACUGAUGUUUUCAGAGUCAUGCAGAAGUUGCCUGUUUUCUGCUGGACAGGUAAUUUAAAGUAACCCUUUUAGCCAUCUCAAUGUUGAAAAAUUUUCUGAGUGAUUUCAUGGUUGUCACAUUUAUGCAUACUUAUUGGCCACCGUAGGGUCUACUACAUCCUUAGAAAGCGAGGGUGAGGGAGUAGUAUUUAAUUGGUUGCAAUCUGCAGUCUCACUUCUAGGCACAAAAAACACUGCACCUUUCAGGGUAAUUUGAAGAUACCAAAUUGUUUUCUACUAUUCCUGCCUACCUGCCCAAAAACACUCCUUUAUUGGCCCCAUUCAUUUCUACUUUUAAUCUUUGAGUCUGUGAUCUGGAAAAAUAGCAUAUUUUUCUCUGUUGCUAUUACUUCACAAUUUAAAAAAAAAUUCUGGAUAAUUCAAUCAUUGACGUAUAAAGUCAUUCAGAGAAACUUAGAGAAGCGUCAGAGGCCUUUACAGUGGUGCUGGUAAGUACCAAGGAUAGUGAUGUCUAUAACAUAAAUAUAGACAUUUUAUCUGUCUUCAGAAAAAAUGCAAUUACACAAAAAUAGUGGUAAAUCUGAAUAAAAAAUAAUCAUUUUAGGGAAUGAUCAGCUGAUGCUGAUAAUAAUGCCAAUGCCUGAACAUGUAUAAAAUAUAGAACCUGGGACUACAUCUACCUGUAUUAGCAAUGCAGAGAAAUCUAAAUAUGGGCAAAAAUCAUAAAAAUGCGUUGUUAUCUACGGAUGAACUAUGUAUGCUUGUUUUUAAAUGCAGGUGUUGUCUUGACCACUUACUGUACUGACUUUGAAAACAACAGAGAAUUAAAACUGUAUAUUCCAAAAUGUACAACUUAUAGUUGUUUGCAGCCAUCGCAGCAUUAAACUCUAAAUAUUUCCAUUUAUUAUGUUUAACAAUUUUUUGUAGCUGUUUAUUGGCAUUGCAUAAUUGUGUUAUUUACUGACAUUGUCCUAUAAAACAAUAAAUGAUCAUGUAAUAAAAAUCCAGAAGAUAAACAAAAUUAUCAUGCAUUUUUCCAGAAUAUUGUAUAUUCUGAUAUGAGUAAAAGCAAUUCAUACAAAAAACACAAUUAGAAUCAACAACUUUAAUA